AUGCUGAAAACAUACACUGGCGAAGUGAUUCCAGCAGAGGGAGUUUUCAUUGUCAUCGUGAAGAACAAGCAGAGGGCCAAGUUGCCACUGUAUGUAGUGCAGGGAAGUUCACCCCCACACUUUGGUCGUGAGUGGCUACGAAAAAUUCGAAUUGACUGGCGAGAGAUAAAGACAGUCCGUGAAGAGACGCUAGAGGGUGUGCUACAAAGACAUGCCGAGGUUUUUAAGAAGGAGUUGGGCACCCUGAAAGGCAUGGAAGUAGCCAUAGCGCUGAAGCCGGAUUAUGUCCCACGUUUCUGCCAAGCGAGAGUUGUUCCCUAUGCGCUUAGACCAAAAGUGGAGGUUGAAAUUGAACGACUGUGUGACCAGGGAAUCAUAUCCCCUGUCAAAUUCAGUGAAUGGGCAACACCCAUUGUGCCUGUUGUGAAAAAGAAUGGAGAUGUAAGGAUAUGUGGGGAUUUUAAAGUCACAAUUAAUCCUGCCCUGUGCGUGGAGAAAUAUCCCAUUCCACGCAUUGAAGAUUUAUUCGCUUCACUUUCAGGAGGGCAGCAGUUUAGUAAACUGGAUUUGUCUCACGCCUACUUGCAGAUGGUGAUCGAGAAAAAUUCCAGGAAAUGCCUCACAAUAACCACAUCCAAGGGUCUGUUCAUUUACAACAGGUUGCCAUUUGGAGUUACCUCAGCACCAGCCAUAUUCCAACGUGCCAUGGACCAAGUCCUACAGGGUCUGCCGAACGUCCACUGUUAUCUGGACGACAUAUUGGCCAGUGGACAGGAUCAUUUUCAGACGCUUCCCUUACUAGAUGCUGUCCUUGGGCGCUUGGAAGAAUUCGGCUUACGAGUGCAGAAGGAAAAAUGCAAAUUUUUCAAGGAUUCACUGGAAUAUCUGGGUCACGUCAUCGAUGCUCAGGGUCUACACAAGGCACCUGAGAAAGUCAGAGCAAUCGUGGAGGCUCCUGCACCAACAGACGUGAGUCAGUUACGUUCUUUCUUGGGCUACCUGAGUUGCACAACACCUGUGAACAGCCAAGAAAUCUGCAGAGAGAGCAGGGGUGACCCUGUCCUUGCCCAAGUCCUGGACAUGGUCUCCACAGGUCGAUUUCCAAGGGUCCAGGAUGCAGCCAGCACAUUGUCACCAUUCAUCAGCCGGAAGGGUGAGUUGACACUCCAGCAAGGUUGCCUUAUGUGGGGUGUGCGUGUUAUCAUUCCCUCAAAACUGAGAUCACGAGUGCUGUCUGAACUGCAUACUGGACAUGCAGGUGUUGUCAAAAUGAAAGCUGUCGCCCGCAGUUACAUGUGGUGGCCCGGAAUUGAUGCUCAAAUAGAACAAGUCUCAAAAACCUGCCAAUCCUGUCAACUUACACAGAAAGCACCGGGACCAGCACCGCUUCAUCCAUGGACCUGGCCGGGAUCCCCAUGGCAGAGAAUCCAUGUUGACUUUGCCGGACCGUUUCAGGGCCAAAUGUUCAUGGUAGUUGUAGACGCCCAUUCUAAAUGGCCUGAAGUGCAUCUCAUGACUUCCACGACAACAACCAAGACCAUCCAGGUGCUCCGAGGGCUAUUCAGUCGCUAUGGGCUCCCUGAGGUGCUGGUGAGUGACAAUGGCCCCCAGUUUACCUCACAUGAGUUUGACAGCUUCAUGAAAGGUAACGGAGUAAAGCACAUUUAA
Molecule: messenger RNA, 1668 nt
Organism: Cololabis saira (Pacific saury)
Lineage: Eukaryota; Metazoa; Chordata; Actinopteri; Beloniformes; Belonidae
Exons: 3
Coding region: 1-1668 (555 amino acids)
Biological process (GO): DNA integration
Molecular function (GO): nucleic acid binding
Source: RefSeq, a predicted model, not a curated record